AAGGAAGGAGACCGGCCGUGCGCGUCCCCACAACCAAGGCGGCGUUCCCGGGGGCGAGCCCACCCCCCGGCCCCGGGCUGGCAACAAAGCGCCGCCACCUCCCUCCGUCCGUCCCUCCUCCGUCCGUCCCUCCCUCGUCUCCCCACGGCACCAGCUCGGGCUCUGCCUCCGACAGCGCUCCCAGCGGCGGCCCGGGGGCUCUCCGGGCCGCCAGGGCCCUGCCGCCGCCUUCUCCGGUGUCCCCCGGUGGGGCGGCGCGGCCUCCAUGUGGCGGCCCUGAGGAGGGCAGCGCAGCCCAGGGGUCGUGGGGAAGGUCGGCGGCGGCCGCCUUUGUCUUGCUGCCGGGGGUGGGCGAGGGCUCCCGGCGGUGUUGUGCUGCCCGAGGGAAGCUCGAGUGGUUUCCUGCCGUGCCCCGGGGAUUUGGGCGAUUUCCUGGAUCUAAAAUAACAAUCUUUUUUAUUCUGGUACUUUCCCUAGAGUUGCCAUAUCAUCUGAAGCUCAACCAUGGACCCCGAAGCUGAGAUAAAGAAGCAGGUAAACCCCUUCUACUGCAAUAUUUGCAAAAUCUGGUGUGCUUCUGCAUUAAACUUGCAGACUCACUUCCUUGGAUUCAAGCAUAAGACGGUGGAAGAAGCACUGAAAGCUCAUGGUAUUGUUAAAGCUGCAGGUGGCACCGGAGAUCAAGUGAAAACACCUGAAAAACUUCCUGAUUAUGUGCAAACUGAGCCAGAGAGAUUUCAUGGACAGACUUUGGAAGAGCAACUUAACACAUGUAAAGAUUCAGAACCUGCACUCGGACUUAAUUAUAUAAUCGAAUACCGAUCAAAAGACAAUUUCCCUUUUCUCUAUGAGUGUCAACUGUGCCACUGUAAAACAGGACUGAGUAACAUGUUCAUGCACGUUUGCGGCUCCAAGCAUAGACUGGCAUACUUGAAACAACAUUAUCCUGAGAUAGCAGAAUCUGAUGAAGUUAAGGGUAAAGGCUCUGAACUCAACAGAAAAGUUAGGCAAGUUGCAUUAACAAUUGAGAAGAAAGAAGGAAGAAAACAAAUGAAGGUUGUUACGGAUGCCCCGAUGAUGAGGAAGAGAUGGCAAGAAUAUCCUAAUGCAGAUGACAGCCCUUCAAAAGCUAAAGUUCAGCAUGUGGAUACGUCGCUUAGUAAUGAAGAAGAAACAGAUUGUAAAAAUAAGGAUGGAAAGAUGCCAGACCCUAUUCAAGAAAAGACUGUUCAAGAGGAGCCGGAAAAAAGUCAUCAAGAACAGGCAAAACCAGAUGAGAAGGCUGAAACUAAUAAGCCUAUUGAAAGCAGCAAAGACAACAAGACUGAAGAAGACAGCAAAGGCAACGAUUCUGAAAAGUGUGAGACCAAUAAACAAUUGCAGGAAGAAACCGAGGAAUUUGAGCAAGAACCUGCAGCAAAUCUUGAGGAAUUCACUAGUCAGGAAGAACUGUUGGGUUAUUUGCAAAGUUUUGAGAUACUGAAUGAAGACGAUGCUGCUUUUAUCCUAAAAGUAACACAGACUCUCACAGAUGCACUGGUGGAAUAUCGUCAGCAGUCUGCAUCAAAAAAAGAUCUCUUAGAUACUGAACAUAAUGGAGGAGAAGUAUUGGAACAUUCCAUGGAGCAACCUGACCUGAAUUCUGCAGACAUUAGUGAUUCUGAUACUGACUAUUCAAGCAGCCGAUCAGCUAAGAAGUCUUUAUCAGUAACUGAGGAAGAUGACCUGCAAAACUUCUCAGCUGGCACUUGGGAAGCAGCAUAUGAGAACAACAUCACUGCUGAAUUUUUGAACAGUGUAAGAAAUAUGAAUGUUGAGGAAGUUACUGCUACUCUACACAAAAUAGCAGCAGCAAACCCAGCUUUCAGAGGAAUUGAUAUUCCAAAUGUUGUAAGGAUCCUGACUGAAAGUGGGACUCUGAGAAGACCAAGCAAUGGCAGCACACAGUGACGUGGUAGUUAGCAGAGUUAAUACUGCAGCAUUUACUUUCUGUAAGUUUGAGAAUGUUCUUUUACUUGAUAUGAACUCAAUGUAGCUGAUUUUACUAUAUCCAAAUUCUGUACAGGGUUAUUUUAAUUAAAAAUUUGGUUAUGGGA
Messenger RNA from Cygnus atratus (black swan), 2096 nucleotides. RefSeq lists its product as uncharacterized. Gene Ontology annotation, cellular component: precatalytic spliceosome. The transcript is spliced from 16 exons. The record is from RefSeq and is a predicted model, not a curated record. Gene Ontology annotation, molecular function: zinc ion binding; single-stranded RNA binding; double-stranded RNA binding. Bases 505 to 1950 code for a protein of 481 amino acids. NCBI's taxonomy places the organism in Eukaryota, Metazoa, Chordata, Aves, Anseriformes, Anatidae.